UCCGCCGCCGUGGGUAGUCGCAGACCUACGAAGGGACGGCAUUCGGAAUUCAAACCUCGCGAUUCGAACUUCGAAGUGUGUUUAGAAUAAUUCUUUCUGACAGUGUUUUGUUUCGUGCGUUCUUUUCUUUUUCUUAGUGGCCAUGUGUUUAGUUGUGUAAUUUGGAUAUUGUGAAAAUUUAAAAAGGAUACAAUGAGUGUAGUGGUUGAGUGGGCACGGACCGGCGUGGCAUGAGAGAGCCGCCAUGAGGGGCGCGCGCUGGCGGGGCGCGGCCGCCGUGCUGGCGCUGCUGGCGUGCACGGAGCCCGCGCUGCCCGACCCGCACGACCCACACGACCCACACGACCCGCACCCCGGCCCCCGACACCACCACCGACACCGACACAAAGACACCGCACUAUUCCACCCCAACGACGACUACCGACACUUCUCCCCCUAUGACGCACACUUCGUAGACCCAUACCCACACAGCAUGGCUCUGCGCGCGGAUUGGCUGAACGACUCUGUAGCGGAAUUAAAAGACAAGAAGCAGCACGCUCAUUGGCCGAUCAAGCGCGAGGCGGUGAUUGAAGGCGAGCUGGUAUUGGGCGGGCUGAUGAUGGUUCACGAGCGGUCUGAGCGGCGCACGUGCGGCCGCGUCAUGCCGCAGGGCGGGGUCCAGGCGCUGGAGGCCAUGCUGUACACGCUCGACAUCGUCAACGACAUGCAACUCGUCCCCGGGGUCACCAUCGGGGCGCAUAUACUUGAUGACUGUGAUAAAGACACGUACGGGCUAGAGAUGGCCGUGGAUUUUAUUAAAGGUUCGAUCAGCAACAUCGACGACGCGGAGUUCGCGUGCAACGCGAGCGCGGUGCGCAAGGUGAUCUCCGGCGUGGUGGGCGCCGCGUCCUCCGUCACCUCCGUGCAGGUCGCCAACCUGCUGCGCCUCUUCAAGAUCCCGCAGGUGUCGUUCUUCUCCACGUCCCCGGAGCUUUCGAACAAGGCUCGCUUCGAGUACUUCACGCGCACCAUCCCCUCCGACCUGCACCAGGUGCGCGCCAUGGUCGAGAUCGUGGCGCGCCUCGGCUGGAGCUACGUCUCUAUUAUUUAUGAGGAGUCUAGCUACGGGAUUAAGGCUUUCGAGGAGCUGGAGGCGUGGCUGGCGCGGCGCGGCGUGUGCAUCGCCGUGAAGGAGAAGCUCGUGAAGGACUCGGGCGUGGCCGACGAGCGCGCCUACGACGACAUCGUUAGCAAGCUGCUCACCAAGCCACGGGCACGGGGCGUAAUCGUGUUCGGCUCCGACCAAGAAGUGGCAGGCGUGAUGCGAGCCGUCCAGCGCGCCGACGCCACGAGGACCUUCAGCUGGGUGGGCUCCGACGGCUGGUCAGCACGAGCCCUGGUGUGCGACGGCAACGAGCCCGCCGUGGAGGGCACCAUCAGCGUGCAGCCCCAGGCCAACGAGGUCAAGGGGUUCAGAGAGUACUUCCUGGGCUUGAACGUGCAUAAUAAUAAAAGGAACCCGUGGUUUGUUGAGUUCUGGGAAGACCACUUCUCAUGCCGCCUGCCCGGCAGCGCGCGCACGCCGUACAACGCGGGUCUGACGCGCGCGUGCAGCGGCGACGAGCGGCUGUCAGCGGACAAUACGGAGUUCGAGGCGCAGCUGCAGUUCGUGUCGGACGCUGUCAUGGCCUUCGCUUAUGCUAUACGGGACAUGCACGCGGCGGUGUGCGGCGCGCCGGGGCUGUGCGACGCCAUGCGCCCCGCCAGCGGCGCCGAGCUGCUGCGGUACCUGCGCCGCGUCAACUUCACCGGUCUGACGGGCGACGAGUUCCACUUCGACAGUAACGGCGACGGGCCGGCGCGGUACAACAUCCUGCACUUCAAGCAGACAGUGUGCUCAUAUAGCUGUCCCUCUCGCACUGCAGGUCUGACGGGCGACGAGUUCCACUUCGACAGUAACGGCGACGGGCCGGCGCGGUACAACAUCCUGCACUUCAAGCAGACAGUGUGCUCAUAUAGCUGUCCCUCUCGCACUGCAGGUCUGACGGGCGACGAGUUCCACUUCGACAGUAACGGCGACGGGCCGGCGCGGUACAACAUCCUGCACUUCAAGCAGACAGUGUGCUCAUAUAGCUGUCCCUCUCGCACUGCAGGUCUGACGGGCGACGAGUUCCACUUCGACAGUAACGGCGACGGGCCGGCGCGGUACAACAUCCUGCACUUCAAGCAGACAGUGUGCUCAUAUAGCUGUCCCUCUCGCACUGCAGGUCUGACGGGCGACGAGUUCCACUUCGACAGUAACGGCGACGGGCCGGCGCGGUACAACAUCCUGCACUUCAAGCAGACAGUGUGCUCAUAUAGCUGUCCCUCUCGCACUGCAGGUCUGACGGGCGACGAGUUCCACUUCGACAGUAACGGCGACGGGCCGGCGCGGUACAACAUCCUGCACUUCAAGCAGACAGUGUGCUCAUAUAGCUGUCCCUCUCGCACUGCAGGUCUGACGGGCGACGAGUUCCACUUCGACAGUAACGGCGACGGGCCGGCGCGGUACAACAUCCUGCACUUCAAGCAGACAGUGUGCUCAUAUAGCUGUCCCUCUCGCACUGCAGGUCUGACGGGCGACGAGUUCCACUUCGACAGUAACGGCGACGGGCCGGCGCGGUACAACAUCCUGCACUUCAAGCAGGUGUCGCGCGGCGUGUUCCGCUGGCUGCGCGUCGGCCGCUACCUCGACGGCGAACUGCAGCUCGACUUGGAUGAGAUCCAGUUUAAAUGGGAGGAGCCCCGCCCGCCGGAGUCGGUGUGCAGCGCGGAGUGCGAGCUGGGGCAGGCCAAGCAGUACGUGGAGGGGGAGAGCUGCUGCUGGCACUGCUUCAACUGCACGCAGUACGAGAUCCGCUCCCCGCUCGUGGAGACAGCAUGCGUGGAGUGCGCGCGCGGCUCGCUGCCCGACCCCACGCGGACCGAGUGUCGGCGCAUCCCGGCCGCCUACCUGCGCGCCGACUCCGCCUGGGCCAUCGGCGCCAUGGCCUUCUCCUCGCUGGGGAUACUCAUCACUGCGCUGGUGUGCUACGUGUGGGCGCGGCACUCGGCCACGCCGGUGGUGAUGGCGAGCGGGCGGGAGCUGUCCUACGUGCUGCUGGCGGGGAUACUCAUGUGCUACCUCGUCACCUUUGCGCUCGUCUUCAGACCUACGGAUCUGCUGUGCUCCUUGCAGAGGUUCGGCACAGGCUUCUGCUUCACUGUAGUCUACGCGGCACUCCUCACCAAGACCAACCGCAUCGCUCGUAUCUUCACCGCGAGCGCGCGCUCCGCCAAGCGGCCCGCGCUCAUCUCGCCCACCUCGCAGCUCGCCAUCUGUGCCGCGCUCGUCUCUAUACAGGUGCUGAUCGUGGUGGUGUGGCAGGUGGUGUCCCCGGCGCGCGCCAUGUGGCACCACCCGACCAGGGAGGACAACAUGCUGGUCUGUGACUCCUACGUGGACGCCAGCUACAUGAUCGCCUUCUUCUACCCCAUCGUGCUCAUCGUCGUGUGCACCAUCUACGCCGUGCUCACUAGGAAGAUCCCUGAGGCGUUCAAUGAGAGCAAACAUAUUGGGUUCACGAUGUACACGACGUGCGUGAUCUGGCUGGCGUUCGUGCCGCUGUACUUCGGCACCGCGUCGCACGUCCCGCUGCGCGUCACCAGCAUGGCCGUCACCAUCUCCCUCUCCGCCUCCGUCACUCUCGUGUGCCUCUUCUCCCCCAAGUUGUACAUAAUCCUGAUCCGGCCGGAGCGCAACGUGCGGCAGAGCAUCAUGCCGGUGCGCUACAGCCGCAAGCCCCCCGCGCCCCUCGCCGCGCCCCCCGCGCCCGCGCCCCUCACCGCCCUGAGGCAGAAAAUCUGCGUCGAUAAGGAGACACAGACGGAGGAUGACGAUAAUGAUGACCAGGUCGCGAAUGGAAAGACAUGCCGAAUGACUGAAGUCAACGAACACAACAAACUAGACGAAAAUAGCGUUAAAGAAAAUAAAAUACCAGUAGAUAACAAAGCUAGUGAAUCUAAAUCUCAAUACGAGGAAAAGCGCCUCGUGAAGGAAAACUCCAAGAUAUUAGGCCGGUCCUCAUUACCGAGCUAUCCGAGAAUAAAUCAGAUGUGA
Molecule: messenger RNA, 4117 nt
Organism: Plutella xylostella (diamondback moth)
Lineage: Eukaryota; Metazoa; Arthropoda; Insecta; Lepidoptera; Plutellidae
Source: RefSeq, a predicted model, not a curated record